UGUUUUCCUCUCUGCCGCCAGGGAAGCGAAGGGAGAACAGUGGCUUCUCUGGCUGCCUCUGCAGGAAUCCGGAUAUGAUGAAAAUGUUUCAGACCUGGAACAACGGCCACUGCAAACUUUUCCCGCUUGAAAUAAAAAGAAGAGAAAGUUAGAGGCGACGUUUUGGGACUCGCUCGUCCGCUAGGAAGGAGGAGGAUGGGGAGAAGUCAGAUUUGAGGAGUUGACAUGUUUGAAAGCGCGAAAGGUCGAGGAUAGAAGAGGGGGACUACUUCUGUGGUGUGUUUUUGUCCCCUUGAAGAAGACUGUCUCAUGUCCAAGGAGGCUGUCCAUCCUUCAGACGGGCCGGCGGGGCCAGAAAACGGCCCCCGGCGAGAGGCAAGUCCCCUGCUGUCAGUGUCACACGAUGCUUGUGACAGUGAAUCAUCAGAAAAUGCAUCGUCUCCCAGGAAACCAGCAGCAGAAGGACAAAGUCAUGUGACCGAUCAGAAGCCUAAUUAUUGCGAGCCUGUAAGAACCCAACCGCGGUCUGAGUCUGAUCUGAAGCCAGCGCCCUCUGAGGCGGCAGAUGGAGGCGCUGCCAAGGACCAAAAUGGCUUUCACCACAGCAGUGCUGGCGCGCCCUCAAUGAGUAAUGGCAAUGGCGUCCACCCUGGCGUCAGCAGCCCAGGGACAUGCACCUGCGGCUCCAUGAGAACCACAAGCGGGUCGGGCCCCGGAACCAGCAUGGCGGCAGCCACGCCAACGACGCAGCAGCCCAGGAGGCAAUCGUCCGUGCCUGUGUCGCACAGGGUGCAGAGGAAACUCAGGUCUAGCUUGUCAGUCAACAGUGACAGCAGCAGACAAAGCAAAAGCAGCUACACAGGAUCCCAGAAGCCCCCUCUACCAGAGGACUGCUGCGUUCACUGCAUCUUGGCCUGCCUUUUCUGCGAGUUCCUGACGCUGUGCAACAUGGUGGUGACCCAGGCCUCGUGCGGCGCGUGCACAUCAGAAGCCUGCUGCUGCUGCUGUUGCACCGACGACCUGGGGGACGACUGCAGCAGCCCCUGUGACAUGGACUGCGGCAUCAUGGACGCCUGCUGCGAGUCCUCCGAUUGUCUGGAAAUCUGCAUGGAAUGCUGCGGCAUCUGCUUUCCCACAUAGGGAUGGAGCAAAAUAGACCUGGAAUGGAGGAUUUGAUUUUUAACUGAAGGAAACUUCUGUUGUUACUUUGAAUUCAGCAAGAGGAGGAACACGUGUGUUUGUGUUUGAGUGAAAGUUGAAAUGUGAGUUUGCUGUUUGUUGACACUGGGCUUCUCAAUCCAAACCAGCUCAGCACGUAAUACAAGUGAAGUCUUCCUCUUCCAAUUAUUUAACCAAGUCCAGGAAAAGAAUAUUAUCACAACUUCUUUUUAAGGGUUUAAGUCAGGAUUACUGUUUAGUUUCAUCUCAUCUUGCCUUUUUGUUUUCACUUUAGUUGACUGAUGAACAUUCCAAGUAUGGUCUGCCGUUGAAUGCUCUAAAACUACGGUUGUUAGUGCUGUACAACACUGUAAAUUGUUUGUGAUGUCUAAAACACCCACAGUUCCAUGCCAUAACUGAACAGACUUCCACUCACACUUAUCUACUGAAGGGUAGCAUAAGCUGGUACAAUUUAAAAUGACAUUACCGUACGGCUGAGAAUACUGUUUUCUGGAACAAAUGGAUUUUACUUUACUUUUUUAAGCAAAUCUGUUAUUACAGAAUAAACUUGCACACAAUUAGUUGAUAAGUUUAUAAAAAGAGUCAUCUCCGUUUUUAGUAAUGGUCCUACUGGAAAUGAAGCCAAAUUUUCUCACAAAACUGGAUGAAAUUCUGCAGUAAAACGUAGUGUGUGUAUAUUGUUUUACAUGGAUUUUUGUCCUUUUAUUGCCACCCAUACGUUCUGUCUUCUGGACAUGGUACAAGUCUUUUCUGUGAUGCUAUUUUCAGCUUGUUUUGUGUAAUUGUUGGGCUGUUCAUCAGGACAGUGAUGAGAAAUUAAAAACUGGUGACCCUAGUUGGCAUUUAAGCAGCUUUUGGGUGUCAACGCUCAGUCACUAACUUAUAAAAAGGAAAUGUAAAAUGGUAAACCAAAGCCUGGAAACAGCUUUUUUUCUGUUUCUUAAUUCUGUGCAUCUCGAGAAAGCCGUUGGUGAGUCACCAGCCGAGUCAUUUUCUUGUCUUGGAGAUCCACUUUGAUGUUGUUUAAGCGAUGAUACUUAACGCUGGCCCUCAUUAGCACUGCUUACUAAAUGGCAGCAGAAAAACUGUCCCUUUCUAAAGCCAUCAAAGAUGAUGUGCUUUUAAGCACAGUUCAUCUUCAUAGCACAAUGUUACAGGGAUUGUUGGAUAGAUCCGUCUUCAUGCGAUGGUUUGCAGAAAACAAAUCUCAUUUUAACGUUUAUGAUUAGCUUAAACCACAAGCUCUACGGGCCUAAGAGUCAAGAAAAAACACAAAAUGUGAAUAAUAGGGGAAACAAGGUAAUUUUUUUCUUUUGCUUUAUUGUUUUUGUUCAAUCAUUUCAUUCUAUGCAUAACUGCUUUGUUUAAAUGCCUUAUUUGAUUAGUUUUGCACAAUAUAUAGAGUUUUAAGGAAAAUUAAAUGAAAUGUUAAAAAUUU
Messenger RNA from Nothobranchius furzeri (turquoise killifish), 2617 nucleotides. NCBI's taxonomy places the organism in Eukaryota, Metazoa, Chordata, Actinopteri, Cyprinodontiformes, Nothobranchiidae. The record is from RefSeq and is a predicted model, not a curated record.